This is a messenger RNA of Lethenteron reissneri (Far Eastern brook lamprey), 4360 nucleotides long. It is a transcript of the gene AMT, whose product is annotated as aminomethyltransferase. Gene Ontology annotation, molecular function: protein binding; aminomethyltransferase activity. Lineage: Eukaryota; Metazoa; Chordata; Hyperoartia; Petromyzontiformes; Petromyzontidae. Gene Ontology annotation, cellular component: mitochondrion; glycine cleavage complex. Gene Ontology annotation, biological process: glycine catabolic process. The record is from RefSeq and is a predicted model, not a curated record.
CUCCUCGCUCAGCUGGGUCCCUCCGCGGUGCUGGCAGCAGCAAGUUGUUACGUGGACGACAGGAAAGAAAGAGAGUUUUGCAGACUUUGUCCUACAGCUCUUCUGCGUAAAAGUAACUCGUCGUGCCGCGGUGAUUGACGCUUGCAGCAAACUCAACACUGCCCACCACAAAUAGGACUCGGACUCACAACUUGCUCGAUUGAAAACGCGUUUAUUUAUUUAUUAAGAACUGCUCAUUGCGUUUAGCUUGUUCGCCCCCCUCUUCCCCGCCCACACAUCCGAUUAUCACGCUCGGCAACGUACGGCGCGAAAGAAGUUCAACGAUACAGCGCACGCAAACAUUCGCACCCGCGUUCACGGUCGUUCAGCCCGCAGGAGCAGAUCUCUGGGUAAGAAGCGAACGCGCAAACAACAGCAGCAACAACAACAACAACAGCAGCAACAACAACAGCAACAACAACAACAGCAACAACAACAACAGCAACAACAACAACAGCAACAACAACAGCAGCAACAACAGCAGCAACAACAACAGCAGCAACAACAAGAGCAGCAACAACAACAGCAACAACAGCAACAACAACAGCAACAACAACAGCAGCAACAACAGCAGCAGCAACAACAGCAACAACAACAACAGCAUCAACAACAACAACAACAGCAGCAACAACAGCAGCAACAACAACAGCAGCAACAACAACAGCAUCAACAACAACAGCAUCAACAACAACAUCAUCAACAACGAGAAGACGAGAGAGAGAGAGAGAGCGAGCCGCCAACGAUGACCGCGCAACUCGUGCGCGCCAUGUGGCCGCGGGUGUCUUCCCGUGGUGCCCGCGGGUGGCUGCGCUGGGCGGCCCCGACCCGGCGCGCCUCGGCGGGCCCCCAGACGGCCGCGGCCCCCCUCAAGCGCACGCCUCUGCACGACUUCCACACGCAGCACGGCGGCAAGAUGGUCGGGUUCGCCGGCUGGAGCAUGCCCGUGCAGUACAAGGAGAGCCUCAUCUCGUCGCACUUGCACACGCGCGAACGCUGCUCCGUCUUCGACGUUUCGCACAUGAUGCAGUGCAAGGUGCUGGGCAGAGACGCAGUGGCAUUCAUGGAGAGCAUCACCGUGGCCGACGUCGCCGGCCUGAAGGACGACACGGGCACCCUGUCGCUGUUCACCAACGAAGCCGGUGGCAUCGUCGAUGACCUCAUCGUCACCAAGACCUCCAAGGGUCAUCUCCACGUGGUGUCAAACGCCGGCUGCGCCGACAAGGACCUUGUGCUCAUGCAGGAGCGCCUGCGCCAAUUCAAGAACGCGGGUCGCGACGUCGACCUCGAGGUCCUGGACGCCGCUCUGUUGGCCGUGCAGGGCCCUUCCACGGCCAGAGUCCUGCAAGCCGGCGUGUCGGGUGACCUCGGCCGGCUCGCCUUCAUGCACAGCGCCGAGAUGAGCGUCUUCGGCGUGGCCGGCUGCCGGGUCACUCGCUGCGGCUACACGGGCGAGGACGGCGUGGAGAUCUCCGUGGCACCCGAGCACGCGGUGCGUCUCGCCGAGAUGCUGCUCAUGCGCAACGGCGGAGAGGUGAAACUCGCCGCCCUGGGACCCCGCGACAGUCUGCGACUGGAGGCCGGCCUCUGCCUCUACGGCAACGACAUCGACGAGAGCACGACGCCCGUGGAGGCCGCCUUGCUGUGGACCAUCGGCAAGAGGAGGCGAGCCGAGGGGAACUUCCCCGGCGCCGGUGUCAUCCUCGGGCAGAUCGCUCAGAAGCCGGCGAGGAAGAGGGUCGGUCUCGUCUCGACGGGGCCUCCCGCACGCCAGCACGCGCCCAUCGUCGACGAGCACGGCGAGAAGAUCGGGGAGGUGACCAGCGGGUGUCCGUCACCGUGUCUCAAGAAGAACAUCGCCAUGGGGUACGUGCCGAGCGGACUCGCCAAGCCUGGGACGCGGCUGCGAGUGGAGGUCCGUAAGAAGCUGGUGGACGUCGUCGUCAGCAAGAUGCCCUUCGUGCCCACGCGUUACUUUGCGGGCGUUUGACGAGCGCGUUUGACGAGAAGUUGACCCCACGUCUCAAAUGUGGGGGGGGGGGGGGGGGGGGGUGGCACGGAAGACGACGGCGAAAGUCCAGAGGUGGGCUGACGUUUGGCUGUGAUGCCCAACGCAGACGCGCCCCGCAAUAAGAAGACACAUUUUAACUUUCACCACCAUUGAGCAAACGGCACUUGCCCGUCGUCAAUUGACAAGGGGCAAGUGCUGCGUGUGGCGAGGGUGUUGUGGUGAGAUUUUCGAUGAAAGCUCUGUGCGAACGCAUCCAAUAUCUUUCCAAGUGCCAAUUUCAAUAGCAGCUCAUUGGUGAUUGAUGCGUAGUCCAAACUGAUGUUUUUGCUCUAUUAUGUUAUAGCGCCACGAAUCGUUGCUCUCGUAGUCGGGUUUAACGUGUUAUGUGAUGUUCAGUCGGUGAGUGACACACCCCAAACCUUGACAGUAAAAUAUGAUUAUGGGUGGACAUAAUAAAAAUACAAAUAUCGAAUUCUAGCUCCUGCAAAGGGCUUCUCGGCUCUUCACGCCUCGCCCGUCGCCCCACUGAUGUCCUCUUCCCUCCCGCCCCAUGUGUGCAGAUACUACUGGGUUGUACCUCAAUGUUCAUCAUUAGAUGCAAAUGGAAAUUGUACAACAUUCAAAUGUCUGUGUUGGUAUUUUACGCGCCUGUUUACCACCAGCCUUGACCAAACCAAACCGAGCAGUCAAACUGAGACGUCUGAACAUCAGUGGUGGUGGGGGGGAGUUGACAGACACAUGUUGACAUAAAUGCCGACAAAAUAAAUCUCGACUCUAUUGUAUGUAGGAUGUGUAGGCAUAGAGGCCUACAAAAUGUUUUUUUGGUGGGGGUGGGGUGAAACACAUUUUUUUGGGGGGUCAAUUUUUUGAAACCUUUUGGAUCAACUUUUUACCCCCACAUCCGGGGGGAGGGGGUGUCCACUUUCUAUAACCUUUUGAUUCGGGCCUUCUGGAAGGCUCUCAUCAUUUAGUUGACGGAUAAACGGAAGGCCGGGCUUUUGUAAUAUAUCACCGUGGUGAGAUUUAACUUUGUGGAGCGGGUGGGUGAAACUGUUAAGUGGUGGUGGCUGGCAUCAGUCACAGUUGGCUGUGGUGACACAAACGUGGCAAGGUAUUUACACCUCCAAAACUUUCACAGUAAAGAUAACAUGGGUUUAACGACGUUAAUUAUUACUAACACAGUGAUGGCUUAGAUCAUGUAACGAUGUAGAUUAAGAACUGCGAUAUACAAGUAAAGAAUCUAAACACAUCUCAUCGCAAUUGCUUGCUCGAACCACUGCUGGUUGAAGGGAAUCCGCUCAAGAGGGCUCUCAAGAGUAUGGUUGGUCUCCUCUUCCACGCUGGCCAGCCUGCUUGGAAGAUGUGUGGAGGACCCACACUUUACCCCACCACACGGGAUCUGUCCAAAUCGACUGAGUGCUGCCUCGAAACUCAUUCUUGGUGUGAAUGCAUUCGAGCAAAUCGUUAUUGUAGUUGUGUUUUCUAGAAUGCUUUGUAGGUGGGUGAAGUAACAGAGCCAGGAUAAGUUUUUUAUUUAUAUAUUCAGAACCUUGGAUGGAUGGAUGGUAAACAAACACACUACACGCUUGCAACUUUAAUCAGAGAUAGUUUUAGUCUUAGUUCGUUGGCCAUUUAAUCACAGCCACCUUCAGGUGCAGUGAGUGCAUUGUCUCAGCCUGAUGGGCAAUGAUGGCACGAAAAAAUACAAAACAUUAACUUUGGUUUCUGCACUUUGAUUCCAGCCCUGGGAAAUAAGAAUCCGUUUGACUGUGGUGUGAUGAACAUUCUUGAUUUGAAGCUUUCGUGACUGCGGGAAUCUAUACUCUUUGGUUCUUUCGGUAAAGUCACGUAGGUAGAAAUUAAAUUAAACAAAUCACGACGUUUCGAUCGCAACACAAGCAAUCUUCAUCAGGUGGAACAACCACAGCAAUAAAAUGCUGAAGUAGGCGAGAGAGUGCACAAUUGUUUUUAAAAUAAUCUCGCUUUGGGUGUACUUAACUGAAAAAUAACUGCAACAGGAGCAGCCAGACUUUUCCAUACAUUGUCCUGACACCAAUUCACCUGUUUGAUGUGCCACUCGUAUUGUGGGUUUCAUCUCAGCACGGCAAAGGAAAUAUUUACCACGAGUAUAAUACGUAUGGUGUGUGAAAUUACGCUUCCAAACCCAGAUAUUUUUCCCAACAAAGAUAAUACUUUAAAAUACGUAGAUACUAAUGGCAUCUAAACCCAUUAACAUGUGAAAAUUAUUUUUGAUUUAGGUACGUCUCUUGCUGUUAUUGAUUUUGUUUACAUUAAAUCCUAAAAUAUGCACAA